AUGGGCUCAAGUACCAGGAAAAAGAAGGAAAAGAAGAAGGACUUUCAGAAACCCAAGUUGAAGGUUGGAAAGACAAAGCCGAAGUCUGCAAAUUUUACAGAUACGAGCUUCCAAUCAAAAUCCAUCGUCGUCAACCAACAGUCCCUUUCGGAGACCGCUCCUGACGAUGUAGCUUUAUUUAAGCACAAUCUGUCACUAGCUACCUCUCGGAAUGACAAGCAACGGCGCGAGGCCCUAUCCCACCUCGUCAGCCAGCUCACGUCGACACCGCCGAAGAACCCUGUCGGCGCAUAUGUUCUUCUCGACAAGUUAUUACCUCUAAUCACCGAUACUUCGUCGGCGAUUCGCAGCAGCCUCCUGAGAUUAUUCCAGACCCUUCCGUAUUUCGAAGUCCAACCACACGCGGAUAAGGUCGUCAAAUGGGUCCGUCUAGGAAUGCUACACCUCUCAGCCGAGGUUAGGGAUGACGCACUCAAGUUCAUGGACUGGCUGCUCGACGUUGCAGUUGACCAGCUGCUCGACGUUGCCGGCGGGUGGACGAAGACGCUGGAUGCGUUCAUCGCGAUGAUGGGCUGGAGGAAUGCUUCCGCAUCAUCCACCGCCGCUGCGGGCAAAGGCUGGAGCUCGGCGCCCAAGACGACCUUUGGUGCGGACAAGGGCGGGUCAGCCUACGCGCACCAAAUGGCAGCCCUUGCCAGAUUCAUCCAGCUGGGGUUGCAGAAGCCGCCCCCAAUCGAGCCGUGGACUGAUGCCCAGUACUGGCAUCAGGUCUACAGACUGCCCGAGGGGCCAAACCCGUUCGGAUAUCUUCAGCUGUUUGGCCCGCCGCAGGAUGGGGAGAUCUGCGCGGAUACCGAGUCGAGGCAACGUGCUCUAUGGUCUCUGAAGGCAACUAUAGAGAAGAAAACCACUCAGGCUCGAAUGGAAGGUGGGUUGGCGGGACGAGCGGCCACGGACUUGUCCAAGGCCCUUGAGGAGGGCUUUAAGGGAUAUGAACAUGACGAGCUUGCGGAAUUGGACUGGUGA
Diaporthe amygdali is the source of this 1026-nucleotide messenger RNA. Its product is annotated as pre-rrna-processing protein ipi1. Lineage: Eukaryota; Fungi; Ascomycota; Sordariomycetes; Diaporthales; Diaporthaceae. The record is from RefSeq and is a predicted model, not a curated record. Gene Ontology annotation, cellular component: nucleus. Bases 1 to 1026 code for a protein of 341 amino acids. The transcript is spliced from 3 exons. Gene Ontology annotation, biological process: rRNA processing.